Messenger RNA from Melanotaenia boesemani (Boeseman's rainbowfish), 4390 nucleotides. RefSeq names its product phosphorylase kinase, alpha 1a (muscle) (gene phka1a). The record is from RefSeq and is a predicted model, not a curated record. Gene Ontology annotation, molecular function: calmodulin binding. The transcript has 34 exons. Gene Ontology annotation, biological process: glycogen metabolic process. Gene Ontology annotation, cellular component: phosphorylase kinase complex. The coding region runs from base 229 to 3984 and encodes 1251 amino acids. Lineage: Eukaryota; Metazoa; Chordata; Actinopteri; Atheriniformes; Melanotaeniidae.
GGUGACUGGGUCGCCGCAGUUCAUGUUUCACCUCCUGUCGGUCUCUAGUCGUCUGAUUGUUUUCAUUGCAGCCAGGUUGUAGCUUUCCUGGUUGCUCUUAAACUAGUCGCCUUCUCGGCUCUCAUGGUUUGAAAAAGCACAGACGACAUGACUUUUCUGUUCAGGAUUUAGAGAGUUUAAGUUUUUUUCUACUGGAAACCGCCUGAAGUCAAACGUUUACUUGUCAGCAUGAGAAGUAGGAGCAACUCUGGCGUUAAACUGGACAACUAUGCCCGGGUAGUGCAACAAACUAUCCUCCGGCACCAAGAUCCAGUGACGGGUCUUCUUCCGGGCAGCACAGAAAUGCCAGACGCCUGGAUCAGAGACAAUGUUUACAGCAUCAUCUCUGUGUGGGCCCUCAGCCUGGCCUACAGGAAGAACGCCGACAGGGACGAGGACAAGGCCAAGGCCUACGAGCUGGAGCAGAGUGUAGUCAAGCUAAUGAGAGGUGUCCUCCAAUGCAUCAUGAGGCAGCUAGACAAGGUGGAGAAGUUUAAAUACAGCCGAAGUACCUCAGACUCGCUGCAUGCUAAGUACAACACCAGGACCUGUGCCACUGUCGUCGGGGACGACCAGUGGGGUCAUCUGCAGGUUGAUGCCACCUCACUCUUCCUGCUCUUUCUCGCUCAGAUGACGGCAUCCGGUCUUCAUAUCAUCUACACCCAGGAUGAGGUGGACGUGGUUCAGAAUCUCAUGUUCUACAUUGAGGCAGCUUAUAAAGUUGCUGAUUAUGGGAUGUGGGAAAGAGGAGACAAAACCAACCAGGGCAUCACUGAGAUUAACGCCAGCUCUAUAGGCACGGCCAAGGCAGCUCUGGAGGCGCUGGACGAGCUCAACCUGUUCGGAGCAAAAGGAGGACCUGGAUCUGUGGUCCAUGCGCUGGCUGAUGACAUACAGCACUGCCAGUCCAUCCUGACGUCCAUGUUACCCAGAGCGUCCAUGUCUAAAGAGGUGGACGCCGGAGUACUGGCCAUCCUCACGUACCCCGCCUUCGCUGUUGAGGACAUGAGCAUCGUCAACAUGACGAAGGAGGAGAUCAUCUCUAAGCUGCAGGGUCGAUACGGUUGCUGCAGGUUUCUCAGAGAUGGACACAGAACACCUAAAGAGGAUCCGAAUAGACUGUAUUAUGAGUCUGCAGAGCUGAAGCUUUUUGAAAACAUUGAGUGUGAAUGGCCUCUUUUCUGGACCUACCUCAUACUGGAUGGCAUUUUUAGCAACAGUCAUGAACAGGUGCAGGAAUAUCAAGAGGCCCUGGAGGGGAUCCUGAUCAAACAGAAAGAUGGGAUUCGACUGGUACCUGAGCUCUACAGCGUCCCUCCAGACAAAGUGGAAGAGGAGUACAUGAACCCUCACUCAGUAGAGAGGAUUCCUAUGGGCAAAUGCCCCCUGAAAUGGGGACAAUCGCUGUACAUCCUGGGAAAACUUUUGGCUGAGGGCUUCCUCGCGCCUGGAGAGAUUGACCCUCUUAACCGACGUUUCUCCACCAUUCCCAAACCUGACGUGGUCGUACAGGUGUCAGUUUUGGCUGAGACAGAUGAGAUUAAGGAGCUCCUGUUGAAGAAUGGUAUAGAAGUGGAGACAGUGGCUGACAUCCAUCCCAUCCAUGUGCAGCCCUCCAGAGUCCUGAGCCACAUCUAUGCUCGACUCGGCCGUAACCCGAGGCUGGGCCUGACAGGACGACCGUACAGGAGAAUAGGAGUGCUGGGAACCUCCAAGUUCUACAUCAUCAGGAACACCAUCUUCUCAUUCACACCUCAGUUCAUCGACCACCAGCAAUUCUACAUGGCGCUGGACAACAAGAUGAUCGUAGAGAUGCUGAGGACAGAAAUCGCCUACCUGUCAUCCAGAUGGAGGAUAACUGGGCGACCGACGGUUACUUUCCCCAUUUCCCAAACCAUGCUGACUGAAGAUCACACAAACCUGGAUCCUGCUGUCUUGGCCACUCUGAAGAAGUUACAGGAUGGAUAUUAUGGAGGAGCAAGGAUCCAGACUGGGAAGCUGUCAGAGUUCCUGACCACCUCCUGCUGUGCUCACCUCAGCUUCCUGGACGGUAAGGGUUCUGGCAGCAUGGGCCGCCACGGCGACGAGUAUGAUGAUGAUGAUGACAGCGAUGGAUACGUGCAUGAAUUACAUUGUGAUGAUGAAGCCGACGACCUUGCCCAGUACUUGGACCACCUGUUGGCCCAGUCUGCUCCCAAGAAGCCCAAACGUCAGCUGGGAGGUCUGAGUAGAUUCAAGGCUGCAGCCACUAAAACCAAGGAGAUGGUUUCUCUGAUGAACAAGGCUCAAGAGCUCAACAUACAGAACGUCAACAUGUACCUCCCAAACAAGCUGUUUCGUUCUCGUCAGCCGUCACUCAACCUGAAUCUCCCAGAAAACUCUGUGCAUGAGGAAACUAAGGGUCCAGAGGUGCAGAUAACCGUUGAGAGCGGCAUCCCCAAAGACGCCAGCGGAGCCAUCGACUACAGCGCUUUGGUUCAGCUGCUAAAAGACACGAAAAAUCUCCAGGACCAGGCGGAUAUACUCUACAUCCUCUUCAAAGACAAGGGUAUGGACUGGGACACUCAGCUGCAGGGUAAAGGCAGCACGGUCAGAUCUCUGCUCACUGACCUGUACGAGAAAGUGGGAGAUCUCAAACACUGGGGCCUCAUCAGGAUGAUUUCAGGCAUGCUGAAGAAGAAGGUGGAGGAGCUUGACUCGGCGUGCUCUGAUUUGCUGGCGCACCAGAAGCACCUGACCGUGGGACUUCCUCCUGAACCGAGAGAGAAAACCAUUACUGCUCCGAUACCUCUGGACCAGCUGGCUGCCCUCAUCGACGAGGCCAGCGACAGCAACAUCAGUGUGGCCAUUCUCACUCAGGAGAUCAUGGUGUACCUGGCUAUGAGCAUCAGGACUCAGCCCACCCUGUUCAGUGAGAUGUUCAGGCUACGAAUCGGCCUCAUCAUCCAGGUCAUGGCGACUGAACUGGCUCAGUCACUCAACUGCUCGGGAGAGGAGGCCACAGAGAGUCUGAUGAGUCUGAGUCCAUCUGAACUGAAGAAUCUACUGCACCAUAUCCUCAGUGGAAAGGAGUUUGGAGUGCAGCGCAGUGUGAGAGAGGUGGACGCCGGCGUCAGCCCUGCCAUCUCCAUCCAUCACCUCGGUAACGUUGGUGCUACAAAAAGUGAGAGAGCUGGCAUCAGCAAACUGAAGAGUGACAUGAAGAUGCUGGAGCACAGGUUGUCUUUCUUGGACCAGAGUAAGAUGGACAGGUGGAUCUGUGCGGCGUCUGCAGUGAAGCUCGACCAGCCUCUGACGUCCCCUUGUAAGGGUGUGCAAGCUCAGUCACUGGACAUAGAAAGCACCGAAUCUGGGAGGUACGGAGCACCAUCGGUAGAGUCUCUCGAUAUUCCAGAGAGCUUUCCGGUUUCUAAGGAUACCAGGCAUGGCCAGUGGCUGCGCAGGAGGCGGCUGGACGGAGCGCUGAACCGAGUGCCUGUCGGCUUCUACCAAAAAGUCUGGAAGAUCCUGCAGAAGUGCCACGGCCUGUCCAUAGAGGGAUUUGUUCUUCCAUCUUCUACCACCAGAGAGAUGACCCCAGGAGAGAUAAAGUUCUCCGUUCACGUGGAAACCGUUCUGAACCGAGUCCCUCAGCCUGAGUACCGUCAGCUGCUGGUGGAGGCCAUCUUGGUCCUCACCAUGCUGGCUGACGUGGAGAUCCCGAGCAUCGGCUCCAUCAUCCAUGUGGAGAGGAUCGUCCAGCUGGCUAACGACAUGUUCUACAAGGAUCAGAAGGACCUGGGAGCUGAGGAGCACAUCCUGGAAAAGGACCCAGCCACAGGAGUGUGCAGGCUGCUGUACGACAGCGCCCCCAGCGGCCGCUUUGGGAGCAUGACCUACCUCACAAAGGCGGUGGCGGUGUACGUGCAGGACUUCCUGCCCAGUGGAUCGUGCGCUGUGCAGUGAGAGGACACCAUCAGAUUUAUAUGAUCACCGUGUGUGCAGAGUGAGGUGUUGUUGGCAUUUUCAGGCUGUUAACCUUUAACUACACCAGCAGGUUUCAUUUUGUUUGUAUUUUCUGAGUUAGUUUAAAUUUAAAGGAGCCGGUUCACUAUGCAGCAUCCGCAGGGUCUUGUCCUCAAGGCAGCUUCCUCAUCAGAACAAAGCGCAGCAUCAGCUCCGUCAUCUUGCUGCAAGGCUGCUUCUACAUUUGUCGUUCUGACAAAAAACCCACAACAUCUAAAUUAAAACAUGAAACAGGACAUGAAUGCUUAAUGGUGCCAACUAAAAGGUAACUGGCUGGACUGUAUGACUGUUUCCAAACUGAUGCAUGUGUUUGGACCGAAUUCCAGCUGCAGAAUAAUAAAAAUGA